AUGACGCACAAGAAUAAGAUCAAAUCUUUGACGAUCAUUGCUUUGUUCUUUUCCGUUGGCCUUCCAUUCUCUCCCAAGCUUUCAUUUCUUACGAGAUCGAAAUCAUUAAUCCAAAUUCAUGAUGGCGAUCUUCCGAUGAUUCGAAGUGCUGACAAAGACUCAUUUGCUGGCUGUGACAUUGUGACAGUGGAAUGCCAUCUCCGUCCAGAAGGAAGCUUUGUGCCAGAGGCGCUCUUCGAUGGUGUCUUUAUGGAUGAUGACGAAACACAUAAUAAGACUCUUACGUUUGCCCUUGGAAAAGGCAACUACCUUCCCGGUCUUCACGACCUGAUAUCCACGUUGAACGAAGGGGAGUCGGUCCACAACCAGACCUUGGAUGCUGGUUGGGGUGCUUGGAAUCCUGAUUUGGAGGCGACACUUUCAUUUGAUUCCAUUCAAAACAGUGGCAUUGAUAUUUCAUUAAUUCAACCAGGAGUGGAACUUGUAAUGGGAAAUGGCAUCAAAGCCACCGUGACGGAACGAAAUGGAGACGAAAGCUUCAAAGUGGAUGCCAAUCCACCACUUGCAGGAGCAUCCUACUCCGCAUAUGUAAAGCUGAUAUCCAAAGUCACUGGGCCUGAUUCUGGAUUUCUGUAUCCUCCGCUAAGUGAUAGCAACAAGAUACACGUUGCCACCUUUGCAUUUGGCUGUUUCUGGGGCGCCGAGCUGGCAUUCAUGAGAGAAAAUGGAGUGGUUGGUACCAAGGUUGGAUAUACGCAGGGCCAGAGUGAGUAUCCAACCUAUAAGGAAGUUUGCUCUGGCUCUACUGGACAUACCGAGUCUGUCAUGGUGUUGUAUGAUUCCGAGGUUGUAUCCUAUGCACGCCUUGUGGAAUUGAUGAUGGAUCGAUUGGGCGAGAACAAGUUCCUAAAGAAUCAGGUGGGAAAUGAUCGAGGCACGCAAUAUCGACAUGGUAUCUACUAUCACAAUGAUGACCAAAAGUCUGUAGCGACUUCGGCAAUCGAGUCAUUUGGAGAGGAUUGUGUGACGGAAGUCUUACCUGCCAAGGUAUUUUACGAUGCGGAAGACUACCACCAGCAAUACUUGCUGAAAGGAGGACAAUCAGCCAAAAAGGGCGAUACCUCCUUCAUCAGAUGCUAUGGAUAG
Messenger RNA from Cylindrotheca closterium, 1146 nucleotides. Lineage: Eukaryota; Bacillariophyta; Bacillariophyceae; Bacillariales; Bacillariaceae. The record is from the annotation of a GenBank genome assembly.